CUCAGUCAGGGGAGCUGAAACAGCAGAAUACCCAUGGUCAGGACUGCCAGAAGCUACCAAGCAAGACCAUCAGCUCAAAGGAGACUUGUACAGAGGGAGGGUGCACCUGCUCACUACUGCACAUCAUAUUCUCGCUAACAGCAGCUUUCAAAACAACUACACCAUGGUGCUUAAUUGUACGGAGAUAGUUGUGGCACUGGAGACCUAUUACCUGACAACAUUUUAUGGAAUUGAGUUCUCUGUUGGUUUCCUUGGCAACCUGCUGGUUGUACUUGGUUAUAUAUUUUGUUUACAACAGUGGCAAAGCUGCAACAUUUACCUCUUCAGUCUUGCAGUUUCAGACCUUAUUUUCCUCUCCACAUUGCCACGCCUCUGCUACCUUUAUUCAAAUCACAAAGAAGAGAACAAUGUCUAUGUUUGUGUUAUCAACCGCUAUGUCCUGCAUGUAAAUCUUUACUCCUCCAUACUCUUUAUGGUUUGGCUCAGCAUGGACCGCUUCCUGCUCAUAAAGUAUCCAAUGAGGAACAAUUAUCUGCUCAGGCCACAAACAGCUCUGAUUAUUACAGGGUUGAGCUGGAUAGCUGUCAACGUUGAAGUUGCCCCAAUGAUAACGCUGAUGGUGCAGGACCUAAAGGAAAAAAAUUGGACCAAGUGCCGAGAUUUUGCCAGUCUGAAGGGAGAUAUCAGUGUGCUUGGCUACAGUUUGGGGCUGACACUGACAGGUUAUAUUCUCCCUAUGUUGGGACUUUGUGUUUUUUCCUACCAAAUAGCACACCUACUGCGUGUCCAGGAAAGGGCUCUGCAGCGCAGCACAGCGUCAUCAUACAAGCGGCCUCUACAGGUGGUUGCAUCAGCGGCAGCGCUAUUUCUGGUUCUCUACACUCCCUACCAUGUGCUUAGAAAUGUGUCAAUAGCAAGUAUGCAAGAAUGGGCAGGACUGGGGACGUGUACAAAGAUGCACAUAAAGAGUAUGUAUAUCUUGACCCGACCUAUAGCUUUUUUUCACAGCGUAAUCAACCCCAUCUUCUACUUUCUCAUGGGUGACAAGUUCAGAGACCUCCUAGUAUCUAAGAUUAGAAAUAUAGUCAGCAGAACAGUGGCGCAAAGAAACCCUUCAUGAGUAAAAUACAAAUUUACUGUAUGUAAAAAAGAAAGAAUAUCAGCAUAGCAUCCAUGUACACAAAUGAGAUCUACUUUGUAUUUUCUUUAUUUUAUUUUCUGUAUUUUGUCUUUUGUUUUGUAUUUUUCUCAUAUCACUGCAUCCGUUAGUGAUGCACAUGUAUAUUUCUAUAUAUAUAUUUUUGUAGGUACAAUAUUUACACAUCAAAUUAUUAUUAAGUAAUAAAAAGAUGUAAUAGCAUAUUCUUGAUGUAAAACUAUGAAUGCAAGUUUAUUGUCACAUUUGCUGAAACUCGUAACCGAGUUGCAUUGCUUUAUCAUUGUUACUUCUUAUUUGGGAAUGUUUGCACAUUAUA
Molecule: messenger RNA, 1475 nt
Organism: Oreochromis niloticus (Nile tilapia)
Lineage: Eukaryota; Metazoa; Chordata; Actinopteri; Cichliformes; Cichlidae
Product: succinate receptor 1
Exons: 4
Coding region: 164-1120 (318 amino acids)
Biological process (GO): G protein-coupled receptor signaling pathway
Cellular component (GO): plasma membrane
Molecular function (GO): G protein-coupled receptor activity
Source: RefSeq, a predicted model, not a curated record